AUGGUAUUGACAAUCAAUAAAGGACAAGAAGCCACAUUACGGGCUUUGAUGGAAACAAUCAUUGCUCCCUUAGAUGAUGAUGAAGCAUUUGAUUUAGUAUUGGAUGCACAAGGCACACAACCUAUGACGUAUUCGAUUGAUGAUGUUGAUGAUGAGAAACCAAGAAGAAAGACAAAUGUGGAUUUAUCAGCUAUGGCAGCAUCAUCUGGUACAGAUGUGGAAAAUUCAGUGGGGUUAGUGCUAGAUGUAUUAGAACGAUCGACACAUAGAGCGGAUCAAACUCAAUUAUUAUUGGCAUUGAAAGCAUUAAACACGAACUGGGGAUGUGCCUUGCUAACAGGACACCGUCGUCCUUUUGCAGAACUGACGAGAGCUCAGAGGGAACAAGCCUUAUUACGUUGGAAAGCAUCACCUAUCUUACGUGUCCGUCAAUUCUAUCGGAUGAUCAAUGUCCUUACAACUUUUGUCAAUUUUUCACAUUCUGAUAUAUUACGUGCAUCUACAGGGUAUCCUUAUCCGCUUCACACACCGCCUGCACCUAGUAAACCAGUUGUCGAUGUGUAUGGACGGUCCACAGAGCCAUACAAAAUGUUAGGGUUCUAUGAAGCAAAUGAUUUACAAUCUUAUCGAUUUGAUGCGAUCAUCGUUGGUUCUGGUGGUGGAGGUGGAGUGAUUGCAGCCCAGAUUGCUGCUGCUGGAAAAUCUGUGUUGGUACUUGAAAAAGGGAAGUAUUAUCUUAACGAGGAAUUUGGUCCAGAUGAAGCAACUGGUUUAUCGAAAACUUAUGAAGCAAGUGGUUUUCUCGUCAGUAAAGAAGGCACCUGUCUUUUGCUUGCAGGAAGUACAUGGGGUGGAGGAACUACCAUCAAUUGGGGUGCCACUCUCGAUCCUCCUCAAUCAUUAUUGGAUGAAUGGUCAGAGUUUACUGGUGGUGGUUUUGAUCCUGAAGUAUUCAAACAAGAUUUGGCUACUGUUAGAGAAAGAAUUGGUGCGUCGACCGUAAAUGUUGAAUAUAGUAAUCCAAACAAGAUAAUCCAAGAAGGUUGCAAAAAGCUGGGUUUACCUGAAUACAGAUGUGGUAUCAAUUCCCGUGGUAUACCUCAUGACUGCAAGUUAUGUUUUGUGGGCUGUCGAGAUGGUAUAAAGCAAGGAACGGCAAAUUCUUGGCUUCGGGAUGCUGAAGCUGAUGGUGCUCGCUUUAUGGAUCAAACAGAAGUAACCAAAGUACUGAUACAAAAUGGCAAGGCAAUUGGUGUGGAGUGUCUAGUCAAAGGAAGUACCAAGUUUACAUUCAAGUCCAAACUAGUUGUGGUUGCAGGAGGAAGUCUUCAUACACCAAAUAUUUUACGACGUAGUGGAUUACGCAACAGACAUAUUGGCAGAAAUCUUCGACUUCAUUUAUCAACAGUUGUCAUGGGUUAUUAUGAUACACCACAAGAUCCAUUUGAAGGGAAUAUCUUGACGACCGUUAGUAAUGUCCCGAACAACGACUCUAGUGAUCAUCAUGGUGCAAAAGUGGAAGUACCCUCUCUACUUCCUGCUCUGAAUUCAGUUCUUCAUCCAUGGCGUGGUUGUCUCCAUUUCAAGCAAACAAUGGCCAAGUAUCACCGUGCUGCACCUAUGUUAAUUCUUGGAAAUGAUCGUGAUUCUGUCAAUUCUGUAACUGAACAAGAUGGUCAUGUUAGUGUGUCUACUCACCUCUCCAAGCAUGAUGAACAAUCAUUGAUCAAUGGUGUGAUCCGUGCCUAUCGUAUUUUGGCUGUUACUGGUGCAAGGGAACUUCAUCAUUCGCAAUAUGUGGUUGAACCGUUUAUAUUUGAUAAAGGUGUGACAGGUGUGGAUGCUGUCAAGGAUCCCAAGUUUCUAGCAUGGUUAGAUCGUGUUCGUCAAGGUGGUAUUCCUGAUGUAACAUUGACUGCUCAUCAAAUGGGUUCAUGUCGUAUGGGAAAAGAUGCCCAAAGCUCUGUUUGUCAACCUACUGGAGAAACAUGGGAAAUCGAGAACUUGUAUGUUGGUGAUAGUUCUCUCUUUGUUACUUCUUCUGGUGUCAAUCCAAUGUUAACUGUUGAAACAUUGGCAUAUGGUGUGGGAAGACAUAUUGUCAAAAGAUUACAAAAAUUAUAG
Molecule: messenger RNA, 2124 nt
Organism: Halteromyces radiatus
Lineage: Eukaryota; Fungi; Mucoromycota; Mucoromycetes; Mucorales; Cunninghamellaceae
Exons: 7
Coding region: 1-2124 (707 amino acids)
Molecular function (GO): flavin adenine dinucleotide binding; long-chain-alcohol oxidase activity
Source: RefSeq, a predicted model, not a curated record